AUGGCCGAUACAGUCUCCUCUCUCGACGGCCUCGUCGAGCUCCGCUCCCUCGCAAACCUCAUAACAGACUCCAUCGACCAAGUCGAAGCCGCCAUGCUAAAGCACAACACAACCUUCCCGUCAACCCGCGGUCCCACCACGCUUGCCGCGCAGGCCCCUCGCCGUCUUCCCGAAGUCGUCGCCGCGAGCUCUAUCGGAUGCGCUGCGGCAAACCAGCUCGUGGCCGCGCUCGGCGGACCGAUGAACCUCCUUGCGUACUCGGCUAUGGCUGUUGGUAUUCCGGCUGCGCUGGCUACUGUGACUAGGGGGAAUGUUGCGGAGGCGAUAAGGGAGAAUGAUGGGGAGGGAGGAGGGGCGGAUGUGAGGGUUGUUGCGAAAGAGUGCGGUAUAGAUGCGGACAAGCUUGCGAGAGUUCUCCGCGUUCUGUGCGCACACCAUAUCUUCGUGGAAGUUGCACCCGACGUGUUCGCGCACAAUGCGGCGAGCACUCUCCUCGACACUGGGAAGCGCGUCACAGACAUCCGCGCCAGCCCGGAGACAAAGCACGACAACACAAUCGGUCUUGCAGCCGCGAUGGAGCACCUAGUAUCCGAACCCAUGACCGCGCACGGCUACCUCGCCGACGUCCUCCUCUCGCCCUCACCCAACGCGAACGAAACCGCCUUCAACCGUGCCUUCAACACCCCACUCAGCCCAUGGGACUGGUACGAGCUCCCUGAGAACAAGCUCCAGCUGAUACGCUGCACCAAGGCCAUGCAGGCGGGAAAGCUCAUUAUAGCGCCGGACGCUGUGCUGCAGGGAUACGACUGGGCUGGGCUUGAGGAGGGCGCUGUUGUCGUUGAUGUUGGGGGCGGUGUGGGGACGCAGGGGAAGAAGAUUGUUCAGGCGAAUCCGCAUCUGAAGAUCGUCGUGCAAGAUCGCGCGCCUGUUCUUGAGGCGGCUAAGGAGUUCUGGUCAGAUAUGCCGGAUGCUGUAUCUUCCGGCCGCGUAGUACUCCAAGCCAACGACUUCUUCGCCGGUCAACCCCAAAAGAACGCACGCGUCUUCCUCCUGAGCGCCAUCUUGCACGACUGGGCGGAUGAGCAAGCCACCGACAUCCUUGUCCGGUUACGCGAGGCCGCCACUCCUCAGACCGAACUAGUCGUAGUCGACAGUCUAAUCCGUCAUCUCAGCCCGGACGAUGGUGUCGCUGACGUUCCCGGCGCUGCAAGGCCUUUACCGCCAUCGCCGCUGCUGCCGGCUUUGAGCCCCGUGCAGUAUUUGACAGAUAUCAGGAUGCUUGCCAACCUGGCUGGUAAGGAGAGGACCGUCGCACAGCUGCGCGCCCUCCUCGAAGGUGCUGGGUGGCGUCUCAUUCGCGUGCAUCAGGGACCCGCGCACGCGGUGGGCGUUCAGAAGGCCAUCGCCGUACCUGCUUAA
Messenger RNA from Peniophora sp. CBMAI 1063, 1419 nucleotides. The record is from the annotation of a GenBank genome assembly. NCBI's taxonomy places the organism in Eukaryota, Fungi, Basidiomycota, Agaricomycetes, Russulales, Peniophoraceae.